UUUAACCCUACAACAUGAAAAUAAUUCGAAGGGUACUUCAAUUUUCGCACUUUUCUUUUAGAUAUAGGACGUUCAAGAGCUUGAAUUCACAUGCAAAUGAUCGACUGAGGUAUGGGUUACAAUGUUUUAAUCGCGUCCCAAUCAUCUGUUACUCCAAUCUGAGUGAUCAUGAUGUGAAAAAGCGCACAGAAGAGUUGACUGAUUGUUUUAUGGAGGCCAGAGAACUCAUGCAGGAUGCUCAGGAAAGCAUGAACACAGUGUACUUCACAGAAGACAUGCAAGAGGCUUCAAAGGCAGUCGCUGAUACAAUUAAAUUGUAUGAAAAAUUUCUAAUAGAAUUAAAUGAAAAUCAAAAAAAGGAAGUGACUAGAACAAUUGGACUCAAAAUGGCAGAACUCAGGGCUCAGUACUCAGCAAUGGAGGAAGAAUUAAAGGCAGAGUAAUAUCAUGAUAAAAAUUUAAUAUGAUUAUAUAUUUGUUUGUUUCAGGAACACUUUGAAUUUGAAAAUAUCAGCGUUUGCUAUUGUUGUUUUUUGAAAAAUUAAAACAUGUAAUUUCAUUUUAUGAAAGUAAUAAUUCAAUGUCAAAUUUGUCCAUUGUGUCAAUAUUUUGUCACAGAACCUAAAAGAUAAAAUUUAUAAAGGGUUUGAGUAUUAUUUGUAGACCAACCAUGUAUAAAAUAUACCUUCUCGAUAUUUAUGUUUGUAAGAUUUUGUUUUUUUUUUUGGAAUUUGAUUUUGAUCUGUAUUUUCUAGUGUAAGUAGAUAACUGUGUAUACAUUUUGAGCUAUUAAGAAAUUACAUGUUUUUUAUAAUUAAGUGUUGAACACUAAUUGACUAAAGUUACAGUAGAUAAAAUCUUAUAAAAUUGAA
Messenger RNA from Saccostrea cuccullata (small rock oyster), 872 nucleotides. RefSeq lists its product as uncharacterized. The transcript is spliced from 2 exons. The record is from RefSeq and is a predicted model, not a curated record. Bases 15 to 443 code for a protein of 142 amino acids. NCBI's taxonomy places the organism in Eukaryota, Metazoa, Mollusca, Bivalvia, Ostreida, Ostreidae.